Molecule: messenger RNA, 2949 nt
Organism: Closterium sp. Naga37s-1
Lineage: Eukaryota; Viridiplantae; Streptophyta; Zygnematophyceae; Desmidiales; Closteriaceae
Source: the annotation of a GenBank genome assembly
GGUGGUGGAAAGAAGCGGCAGGAGCAGAGGAGAGCAGUUGUGAGUGGUGCUGGAAGGGGGAAGGAGGUGGGGGGUGUGGAGGGAGGAGAGGGAGAGGAGGAGGUGGAGAGCGGGAGUGCAGGAGAAAGUGGGGGAGAGAGUGGGCUUGAGAGUGGGAUCGAGAGUGGGCUUGAGAGUGGGAUCGAGAGCGGGAGUGAGAGCGGGAACGAGAGCGGGAGUGAAGGAGCGAGUGGGAGAGGGGCAGGGAGCGGUGGCAACGGGGCAGUGGUGGCAUUGAGAGCAGGCAAGGUGGAGGAGGUGGAGUUGCAUGAGGAGGCGGUGCAGUCGUAUGUGUCGUAUGCCAUGUCCGUCAUUGUCGGACGUGCUCUCCCCGAUGCUAGGGAUGGGCUGAAACCAGUGCACCGGCGAAUCCUUUACGCCAUGCAUGAGUUGGGCCUGGCGUCAUCCAAGCCUUUCCGCAAGUCAGCUAGAGUCGUGGGAGAGGUGUUGGGCCGAUUCCACCCACAUGGUGACACGGCAGUCUACGAUGCCCUAGUGCGCAUGGCACAGGACUUCUCACUCCGCGCCCCACUUGUGAACGGGCACGGCAACUUUGGGUCCAUCGAUGCCGACCCUGCUGCUGCCAUGCGCUACACCGAGUGCCGCCUGCAGCCCCUCACGGAGAAGAUGCUUUUGGAAGACAUUCGCAAUGACACGGUUGACUUUGCACCCAACUUCGAUGCAUCCACCAACGAGCCAACAGUGCUGCCAGCUCGGAUCCCUGUGCUUCUUCUCAACGGCUCUCAAGGGAUCGCGGUGGGCAUGGCGACCAACAUCCCCCCGCACAACUUGACCGAGCUUGUGGACGCGCUCUCAGCCUUCAUUGACAACCCCGCCAUCACCACAGACGAGCUCAUGCAGAUCUGCCAAGGACCAGACUUCCCCACUGGAGGGGUCAUUCUCGGCACAUCGGGCAUGGAGGAGGCGUAUCGCACGGGAAGGGGGUCCAUAGUGGUGCGGGGGAGGGCGUAUGUGGAGGAGCUGGGCGGAGGAGGAGCAGGGAGCAGCAGAGGCAACCGGAUUGGCAUUGUGAUCACAGAGUUACCCUACCAGACCAACAAAGCUGCCUUAGUCGAGAAGAUGGCGGAGCUGGUUAAUAGUAAGGUGGUGGAGGGGGUGAGUGACAUCCGCGAUGAGAGCGACCGCGGGGGCAUGCGCGUGGUGGUGGAGGUGAAGCGCGGCGCCACUCCCAUGGCUGUGCUGGCGUCCCUGUAUAAGCACACUCAGCUGCAAUCCCGAUUCAACUGCAACUUGGUGGGGCUGGUCAAUGGAGAGCCCAAGGAGAUGACUCUCCGAGACUUUUUCCAGGUGUUUCUGGACUUUCGCUGCCAGGUCAUCGAGCGCCGAACCAAGUUCCAGCUUCGGAAGGCAGAGGACCGGGAGCACUACGUGCAGGGUCUGCUGAUCGGCCUGGGAAGCCUGGAUCGAAUGGUGGACAUCCUCAAGGCGGCUGCCACUCCCGCUGAUGCUGCUGCCACUCUCCAGCAAGCACUUGGCUUAUCCCCCAUACAAGCUGAUGCUCUUCUCAGUACACCACUCCGGCGCCUCACUUCCCUUGAGGUGUCUAAGCUAGAGGAGGAGCACGCCCGUCUGAAGGCAGACAUAGCAGACCUGCAGGGGCUGCUGGCGAGCAGGAAGAGAAUCCUGCAGACUGUGAAGCGAGAGGCUGUGGCGCUCAAGGACGAGUUUGGGGGGCCGAGGAGGACGAGGAUAGAGGCGGACGGCACUGCAGGGGACCUGGAUCCUUCUGACGUCAUCCCCAAUGACACCGUGCUGCUGAAUCUGAGUGAGCGGGGGUAUGUGAAGCGCAUGGCUGCAGACACGUUCUCGGCACAGAAGAGGGGCACGGCGGGCAAGUCGGGAGGCAAGCUCAAGGCGGACGAUGCGAUGGCGCGCUUCGUGGUGUGCCGCACCCACGACACCGUGCUGUUCUUCAGUGAUCGAGGGGUGGCCUACACCAUGAAGGGCUAUCAGAUUCCCGAGGGUUCCCGCACUGCCAUUGGCUCACCCAUCUCCCAGAUCGUCCCCCUACAAGACUCAGAGCGCAUCACAUCGAUGCUGCCAGUGGGGGAUUUCUCAGAAGACGCUUAUCUCGUCAUGAUGACGCGAGGGGGCUUCAUCAAGCGCACUGCGCUGCAUGCCUUCAGCGACACACGCAAGAGCGGCCUGAUUGCCAUUCAGCUGGGCGACGGCGAUGAGCUGGCGUGGGUGCGGAGGGCGACAGCUGGCGACUCCCUAUUGGUCGGCUCUCAGUUUGGCAACAUCGUUCGCUUCGCGUGCGACGACGACCAGCUGAGGCAGAGCGGGCGCACGGCAAGGGGAGUGAGGGCCAUGCGCCUGAGGGAGGGGGACAUCGUCGCUGCCUUGGAGAUCGUGCCAUCUGUCGCCUCCGAGUCCAAGGACGGGGGCCCAUGGGUGGUCAUGGCCACUCGCAACGGGAUGGGCAAGCGUGUUCCCACGAACCAGUUUGCCAACCAGCGGAGGGGGGGCGUGGGAGUGAAGGGCAUCAAGUUGGGCCAAGGGGAUGCACUGGUGGCGCUACGUCUGGUGGGGGAGGGUACUGCUGACAGAGACGGCGUUGACACUGCUACUGAGGCAGGUGCUGGAGGUGCUGCUAUGGAGUAUGGCGAACUGCUAGUGGGCAGCGACGGGGGCAUCAUCAACCGGCUGCGAGUGCGAGACAUCCCCAUCCUCUCCCGCACCACGCGGGGAUGCCGCCUCAUGCGCAUUGCCUCAGGCGAUAGCCUGGCAUCGCUGUCGCUUGUGCCGGGAGCUGCUGAAGGGGAGUUGGAGGAGGAUGGCGUGCCGUUAGUGGUGCCCGAGAGAGGGGUGAGCGAUGAGGAGGAAGGGGGAGAGAGUGAGGAGAAGGUGGAGGGAGGGAGCAGGGUAAAGGCGAAGGUGGUACGGUAG